Molecule: messenger RNA, 1398 nt
Organism: Fundulus heteroclitus (mummichog)
Lineage: Eukaryota; Metazoa; Chordata; Actinopteri; Cyprinodontiformes; Fundulidae
Product: dehydrogenase/reductase SDR family member 13
Exons: 5
Coding region: 74-1036 (320 amino acids)
Source: RefSeq, a predicted model, not a curated record
GAAAAGAAGAAGGGACUAGACUCAGUGGACUGGACCCCUACUCCACAGAGGACUGCACUGCCUGGCCGGUACGAUGCUGUGUUUCUAUCUGGCAGCUGUUUGGCUCUACCUCCUGCUUUUCUACGGGCUGUUCAGAGGAGCCAGAUGUUUGAGUUCCGUUAACUCAAAGGGGAAGACUGUUAUUAUAACAGGAAGCAACACUGGCAUUGGCAAAAGCACAGCCCUGGAACUGGCAAGGAGGGGAGCUAGAGUGAUCCUGGCAUGUCGCAACAAGGAGAAGGCUGAGGCUGCAGCUUUUGACAUCCGCAAAGAGAGUGGGAACAACCAGGUGGUGUUUAUGCAGCUGGAUCUGGCAAGUUUGAAAUCUGUUCGCAGUUUUGCUGAAACCUUCCUUAAGACAGAACCCAGACUGGACGUUCUUAUCAACAAUGCAGGUGUAAUAGGUCCUGGGCAUACUGAGGAUGGUUUUGGCCUGGCCUUCGGGGUAAACCACUUGGGCCACUUCCUCCUGACCAACCUCCUCCUGGAGCGACUCAGGCAGUGUGGCCCCAGUCGAGUUGUCACUGUGUCUGCACUCCUACACCGCUUCGGGAACAUAGACUUCCACCUGCUGGCUUCACAGAAAGAUCUAGUGCCCAGCCAGUCUGCCUGGCACAACUUUCAGGCUUAUUGUAACAGCAAACUCUGUAAUGUGCUCUUCACCAGAGAGUUGGCCAAUCAGCUGGAAGGCACUGAUGUCACCUGUUACACCCUGCACCCAGGAGUUAUCUACACUGAACUGUGCCGUAACAUGAGCUGGUGGCUGCAGCUCCUUAUGAUGCCUUUAGCCAAGCUCUUCUUCCUGGACCCCAAAGGUGGAUCUCAGACCACCCUGUACUGUGCUCUCCAGGAAGGCAUUGAGCCACUCAGUGGGCGUUACUUUUCAAAAUGCGCGCUGCAAAAAGUUGAAGCCAAGGGGCGAGAUGAUGGCCUGGCAAAGAAGCUGUGGGAAUUAAGUGAAAGGUUAACAGGCCUAUCUCAACAGAUUCAAAACUAAUCUUGGAGCUCCAGAGACUGUCAUAGAGCUUAAAACAAUUCUCUUUAAAAAGUUCAAUGCAUGUUUUCCUUCACUUAUUUCAUAUGGUUUAAUAAAGUGGAGGAUCCCUUCAAUGUUUUGUGUCUGUCACCUCAUAUCCUCUAUGAUGUCUGCAGAGUUUAUCAUUGAACAAAUAUUUGAAGAGAGAUCCCAUGAUGAGAGAAUAAAUCGCAUUUUCAGAAUGUAUUGUGGGAGAUGUGGUUCCUCAGCUUCUUUUAUCUAUACAUUCCAGCUUUGAUGAUUGAAAUCACUGUAUGAGCAUUUGAUGUGUCUGGUGGCACUAGCUUAUAAAUAAAUUGCAGCAACACGUAGGAUCAGCUCCA